Molecule: messenger RNA, 1748 nt
Organism: Electrophorus electricus (electric eel)
Lineage: Eukaryota; Metazoa; Chordata; Actinopteri; Gymnotiformes; Gymnotidae
Source: RefSeq, a predicted model, not a curated record
UCGCUGAUUGCUCGCAAGACGGUCAACCUGACACAUUCGUAUCGUGAACAGCAGUUCAUAGCUGUUUAUGGCUGAAUCAGAUUCGACCUCGUGGGAGUCUUUUCUUUGAAACCGAAAAUGUUAUGGUAAGGUACAUCUUUGUACUGAAAUCUGCACAUCAUGGGCAACCUCGGCGAUGAGCGCCUGACCGAGGCGCACUGUUUGUGGGCCCUGUGUUCACAUCCGUGCUGCUGGGAGGCCGAGCGGCGCGUCGUUAAAGGGCUUCCUCGCCGCGCCGCCGGGGCCCCCACUAAGCGUUGUACUGUCGAUGAGAGUCUGCCACGUCUGAGCGUGGUCGAUGUUUCGGAUUGGGCUGGCAGAACAGAGCACCCUGAGCGGAGGCUCCUGUGCAAGACCGUUGGUUCACGCAGAUCUGUACCGGAAGGUUCUGCCUACAAUUUUCCCUGGUCACCUCUGCGUCCACAGAAGGAGAAGUUUAAAAGUGCAGGUCCUGCCCUCCCUGUUCCUAGUUCAGUAGGUCCCACAGCACACACCAGUGGCACCAAAGACAAGGGAGUAAAGUUGAACACAGCUCAGAUCGGCCCUCUGAUUGGUUGUGAAUCGCCGUGGGGAUUAGGCUCCUUAGUCUUGUGGGUCCCAAACCCUCGUCGGAUACCGGAGAGUCUUACCCUGAAGAGGGCAAAAUCUCCACACUGUGCAGUGAAGGAGAUCAUCUGUCUCCCAGCCUGUCUGCCACAGAAGACUCCUAAAGUGAGUGGCAAAUCUGAAGGAGUGAAGAAAAGCGUGCGUUUCCAGCUGCCCUUGACCUCUCGUCCCAGGCGCCAAGCCAGGUUCGCCUCUCUAGAUCAGAGCGCCGCCCUAGAGGCUCAGCUUGACUCAGCCACAGUCAGCAGUGGCAGUGAUGAAGAGGAGGCAGGCAUCAUCACUGGGCCCAGCCAUCCACCCACUGAGUGCGGAGCCCCCAGAGAGAGCAGUUCCUUCCUGCUGAGGAACACGCCUGUAGUGCUCCACUGUGGCCAGGAGAGGGCAGCCAAGAGAGCAAGCAAAGUUGCUCCAGCCUCCCUCUACAAACUGGACAGCAAGACUGGCAAGGAGCAUGUUGAUUGGGAGAACCUGAAAGGGCAGGCGUACCUGUGGAAAAGGCAUAACAUCCCUCAGCAGAAAGAGUGCAGGGACAGAUUUUGUCCACCAGGGGCCGCCAAAACUCUGGAGACUCCUGGCCUGUGCACUGCUUCUAAAGUGAGUUUUCAACCCCCGCUCCGAAGCCAAGCAUCUGGAGCGUGGUACUGUAUAAAGGGGAUAUGGCACUAUCAGCAGGAGUGUCAGCCUAGCACAGCAGCAGAGACACACACACUCCCCACUAUGUUUGACACUACAAUGGAGGCCGAACACAGUCUUCUGCACAAAGUGCUAGACACAGGUGAGAAGAGUGAGAGACAGAAGGGCAGUAAAGAUUCCGUCACGCCCUUUAACUCUGCGCUCUACUGCAGGUGCCCCGCACAGGCACAGCAUGAUGGUGAGUGUGAGGGCCCAGUGGUGCAGGCUGCUCUUGCUUUCACAGGCGAGGCUGUUCCCUGUUCUUGUGCUGGCCCGGCCCACAGUCUGAGCCUCCUCAGUGGGCCACUAGAGCCCUGGAGAGGGCUGAGCUCCACAGACAGAGGCCCGGAACACAAGGGCCACCGGCUACCCCCGCCCAGCAUCAGAUCACUGUAGCGAGUGCACACAAAAUAAAAGCAGUUUGUUUUGUU